AUGCAACCACUAUCCAAUCCUCCUGCUACCAUUGUCGUGCUUGAUGAAAAGCAGCCCUUGCUUCCAUUGAAUAGUCAACCUAUCAUUAUUGACACAAGAUCGUCAAGAGCGAAAUGCUGGAUCAAGGAGCAUAUCCCCCGUGCUUUUGUGUACGGCCUGUUCUUUUACAUUAUGUUUAAUGCCAUGAAUGCACCUUUCAUGCAAAGAAAGUCAAAUGAGAAAGACAUUGCCAUUAAUGACUCUUUCCAGCUGGAAUCCAUGCAAGAUGUGGUCACUUACAAUGACAAUGUGUUUGCUUCAGGCUUGGUCAUUACUUGCAAUGAUGCCAAUAAGCCCACCAUCCCUUAUGAAGGCUUGUCCGAAUUUGAAUUUGAUCAGGAAACUUUCCCUCGCCUCACCAUUGAUCAAAAGACAAACACCCGCAGACACAGUUCUCUCCAAAUCUCUAAAGGAGAUACGGUUGUCUCUGUCGAUGGAAGCUUAUCCAAUGCAGUUGUCAAGUUUGAUUUGAAGUUUGAUCAUGAGGAAAUGCAAGAUGUCUUUUGGAUUGAACAGACCGAAGAUGAAGAGCAAGGCGUGUAUUCAUUGAUCAUUCGUGCUGAUGAAGAUUACAGACAAGAUGGUUGUGUCUCUAUAGAUAUCAGUGUCCGUGUACCUGAUGUUGCUGCCUUGUCUACCUUAGCUAUCAGUUUGGCCAACAACGGCUUGUCUCUUGGAAAGAAUCUGACAUUUGAACACCUUGCCAUCUCUAUUGCCAACGGUUAUAUUGAAUUUGAAGAUGGUAUCUCAUCUGGUAUUACUGCAUUUGCUGUUGCCAAUGGACAUGUAUCUGGAAAGAUCGAUACCUUAAGUAAUGACCUUACUUCAUCUGUUGCAAAUGGGCAUAACGAUAUUUCCAUCAAGCAAGUCGAGCAAUACAAUCAAGAGAAUAUUGAUGUCAAGGUUGUCGUUGCCAAUGGCCAUAAUACAGUAGAAGUGCCUAUUGCCUUCAACAGUCAGUUUAAAUUGGAAUCAUUCGUUGGAAGACGCAUUGUUCAAUCAAGUCAUCCUCAAGGCAUUCACCGUCGUUCUGGCAGCUGGGGUGUUACUUCUGGCUACUAUGGCGAUGAUAAAGACACUCAGAACACAGUAACAUUGAAGGCCUCCAGCGGUAACCUCAAGUUGAACUAUGCUUAA
Molecule: messenger RNA, 1176 nt
Organism: Mucor velutinosus
Lineage: Eukaryota; Fungi; Mucoromycota; Mucoromycetes; Mucorales; Mucoraceae
Gene: ARG2
Product: Amino-acid acetyltransferase, mitochondrial
Exons: 6
Coding region: 1-1176 (391 amino acids)
Source: RefSeq, a predicted model, not a curated record